Messenger RNA from Kluyveromyces marxianus DMKU3-1042, 249 nucleotides. It is a transcript of the gene DPA10, whose product is annotated as Dpa10p. The coding region runs from base 1 to 249 and encodes 82 amino acids. The record is from RefSeq and is a predicted model, not a curated record. NCBI's taxonomy places the organism in Eukaryota, Fungi, Ascomycota, Saccharomycetes, Saccharomycetales, Saccharomycetaceae. The transcript has a single exon.
AUGUUUACCAAUUCCAUCAAGAUGUUGAACACCACUGCCAAGUGUUACAUCCCAAAGAAGCCUAUCAAAUCAACCACAUUCCCAAAGCAAUUACACACAAUGGAGCAAACCCAAUACAGAGCCCAGAAUCAUGCUACAGCAUACUCUUAUGCAUUAUACUUGAAGUCCGAUGUAAAGGACCAAAGACCAACAGUUAUCAGUUCAGACUCUGAUGAAGUGUCUACUGUUGCCGACCAUGUCAGAGUGUAA